AUGUCCAAGUUGGUUGAUUCCAGUACAAUUCGGGUUGAACGUAAGAAAAGUCCACAUGGGUUCGACAAAUCGUUCAAAAAGACGACCAAAAAACGGCCACGCAUUUUCGAGUCCGAUGAAGACACGACAUUGAAAAAACUGAAAACCGAGAAACGUGGUUCAAACGGUUCUGCCACAGUUUAUGAUGAAGAUAUAGAAUUGCGGGAAACCCAAAAGCGACAGGCGAACGGUGUAUCGUUGAAAAACCCGAAAUGCGAAAAGCGGCUGGCGAAUAAUUCUGCUACAGAGACUGAUAGAGACGUAAGGGCCUCAUCGAAAAAACCUGAAACCAAAAAACACCGGGUGAACGAUUCUGCCACAGAGUCUGAUGAAGACUCGUUGAAAAAACGGAAAGCCGAUAAGCGGCAGAUUAUAAAUUAUGACAAUGCAUCGUUGGACUGUCCUUUUUGUAAAUGUUCUUCCACGCCACAACCGAAAUCUUCAAAGAAACACGGCGUGUUCCUUGACAUUAACAAUUUUAAGAGGCAUUUACUUGGCAUGCAUAACAUAACAAGUCUGAGCAUUGCAGCUGAUAAACAGGCGAAUGAUGGUGACAGUAAGGCACUAAAACAACCAACCACGAAUGCGACUGAAAAGGAGGGAAAAUUGGCAAAUGGCAAAAAUCAAACUGACAAAAAGUUCAAUGUUGGUGACGGUAUAGCCUCCCUGCAGUCGGCCGCUGACCGGGUAAAAAAUAAGAAACGCAAGAGCUCAUCUUUAAACGAUCAAGACAGCGCAACUGACCGAAACGGUAGUGGUAGUGAUGUUGACGCACCUAUGGAGCAACCGGCCGCUGAUCAGGCACAAAACGAAAAUGGUAUGAGCAUUGCACCUGAUAAACAGGCGAAUGAUGGUGACAGUAAGGCACUAGAACAACCAAUCACAAGUGCGACUGAAAAGGAGGGCAAAUUGACAAACGGCAAAAAUCAAACUGACAAAAAGUUUAAUGUUGGUGACGAUAUAGCCUCCCUGCAGUCGGCCGCUGACCGGGUAAAAAAGAAGAAACGCAAGAGCUCAUCAUCAAACGGUACUACCGAAAACGUGGGUGAUGGUGAGGCCACCACAGAAGAACCAAGCACCGACCUGGAAAAAAAUAAAAAGUGGAGUGCAUCACCAAACGAUCUAGACAGCGCAACUGACCGAAAUGGUAGUGAUAGUGAUGUUGACGCACCUAUGGAGCAACCGGCCGCUGAUCAGGCACAAGAAGACAAUGGUCGAUGUAAUGGUUUUAUUGGUAGUCUGAGCAAUGCAGCUGAUAAACAGGCGAAUGAUGGUGACAGUAAGGCACUUCAACAAUCGGUCAUGAAUGCGACAGUAAAAGAGGGCAAAUCAACAAACGGCACAGCAGCUACCAAAAACGUGGGUGACGAUGAAGGAGAGCCCACUACAGAUCAAUCGACUACCGACCCGGAAAAAUAUACAAAAUCAAGCACAUCACCAAACGAUCUAGACGGCGCAACUGACCGAAAUGGUAGUGAUUGUGAUGUUGACGAACCUAUGGAGCAACCGGCCGCUGAUCAGGCACAAAAAGACAAUGGUACUGCCGACGAAGACUUUCUAUCAGGACCUGAGAUUGAAUCCAGUUCCGACGAAGAUGACUUCAUCGAAGGAGAAGAGUCCGAAGAUUCAUCUGAAAACUCCAGUGAAGACGAGUUCAAAGAUGCAGAGAGCAUCAGCGAAAAAUCCGAAGAACGUGUACGUCGGAAACGUUCCUUGAACCGGCAUGUUCCUAAGCGACAAUUUACACGAGCAACCAAACAAACCGGCGGAACGGUAAAGAAAACCGGCGGAACGGUGAAGAAAACCGGUCGAACGGUGAAGAAAACCGGUCGAACGGUGAAGAAAACCGGCGGAACGGUGAAGAAAACCGGUCGAACGGUGAAGAAAACCGGUGGAACGAUGAAGAAAACCGGUGGAACGCGAGCUUAA
Molecule: messenger RNA, 1968 nt
Organism: Bradysia coprophila
Lineage: Eukaryota; Metazoa; Arthropoda; Insecta; Diptera; Sciaridae
Source: RefSeq, a predicted model, not a curated record